Molecule: messenger RNA, 1129 nt
Organism: Abrus precatorius (Indian licorice)
Lineage: Eukaryota; Viridiplantae; Streptophyta; Magnoliopsida; Fabales; Fabaceae
Product: zinc finger CCCH domain-containing protein 15 homolog
Exons: 2
Coding region: 99-329 (76 amino acids)
Source: RefSeq, a predicted model, not a curated record
AAUUCAUACGAGACAUCGUUGAGGGCCUUAUUGCUAAGUAUAUCCUUUUGGGGUCGCCCUUGUGUUCAGUGUCUGGAGGUUUGGUCGUUAACGACACAAUGGGAGCAGAUAUUGAAUCACAGGCAAAGAACGCAGAAGAGAGGCCAAAGCCUACCCUCACACAACACCAAUUCCUCUCUUGGAAGCGCCAGAAGGAUGCUGCUGCAUCAGCCAGAAAAGCUGAAGUAUCCAGGAAACGUGCGGAAGAUAUUGCUGCUGGAACAGUUCAAAUGAAUGGCCGUGAGCUGUUUUUGCAUGAGCCAUGGGUGUUUGAUAACUCUCGCUAUUGAGGUUUAUUUGCAUUGGUGCAAAAAGCUCUUUAUGGUACUUUGAAGAGAAAUAUUGUAAACUAAAUAUUUUCAUUCAUGCUUCUCGAGAGAGUUUCAUCUGUUAAAAUUUUUUAUGUUAGUGAUAUAAGAAAUUUUCAUUUUGUUGGGAUCAAAAUCUUUUUCUGGAGCAAUAUAUUUUGGAAUAUUAAGUUUGUGCCUUUUGCAAAGGAAGAUUGAAAAGAUUGUUGCCAGGGUGGCUCAAUUCACCUUAAAAACUUUGUGAAUCAUGAGCAGCUGGAACAUUACAAUUCAUUGUCUUUCUAAUGAUGAGAGUCUUCUCCGAUUUUAGCAUUUCCGUAUAGUUGGGCAAUAUAGUUAUCUUCUCUGAUUUUAUAACAUUGCUAUUUUUCAAUUGCCACAGCUCUUUAACUACGCUUGAGAAAGUUUCAGCUGCGUUCAUUAGCAUAGGGGCACCCAAGUUCCUUCUAUUUACCUACCUAUGAAAAUUUUCCAUUUCAUCAUUACUGAUUGACUUUGCAAGUAGAAACUGUUUGAGAUAUCAUAGACAUUCUUGAGCUCUACCUGGAGAGUUUAGGAGAAUCUGUCUCUGGCAUGGUAUUAGAGUUUUUAUUACCAAAUAAACAAUACUUCAAGAGAGUCAAUGUGUGCAUGUCUGUGCAUCAAGGACUAUUGUGUGAGGUGAUAUUGUUGGUUGAAUUAUCAUAGUUGUGCAACCAAGAUUCCUUACGCUUUUUAUGUAACUCACAAUUUCACUACUUCUUUACAGAAAGUGUGAAUAUUAUUUACAAAUCUUACAAAUG